Ceratina calcarata is the source of this 1170-nucleotide messenger RNA. Its product is annotated as estrogen sulfotransferase-like. Lineage: Eukaryota; Metazoa; Arthropoda; Insecta; Hymenoptera; Apidae. The transcript is spliced from 5 exons. Gene Ontology annotation, molecular function: sulfotransferase activity. The record is from RefSeq and is a predicted model, not a curated record. The coding region runs from base 345 to 1079 and encodes 244 amino acids.
AACGCAACAGAGUGAAAAGAAAAGAGGACGACUUAGUGGAGUGAAAGUCUGUUAACCUGGAUUGCCGCUAGAUUCUUUCGUUUAUCUUCGUUGGAAGAGCGAUAUUUAUUUCAGUUUUACGUUGUACACCGUCGCGUAAUAAUCCAUAUAUAUAGUUUCAGUACACGUGACGUUUUAAUUCGCUCAGAGGAAUCCGGAAUAUAUUAUCAGAUAUUCACAGAUUAUAUCAUCUUAUCAACGUUUCUUUUGUCUUUGCAAUCGAAUUACAUGAAUUUUUAGUUUCUUCAGUAGAAAGAAACGAAGAAAGUGAUAAUCAUCGUACUUUGGAAGAAAGACAUCCGAGGAUGGAGCUUGCACCACCGAAGUUUGAAUUGUUGGACGAAGAAACGACAAAAAAGAACCUGGAAUUGUUUAAGGGUGAGAGAACAGGCUGGGUUCUCGUAGGUCCGAAGAAAUGGUGUUUUCCGUACAAAUACACGGAGGAAGGCGAAGGAUAUUAUAAUUUUAAAGCUAGGCCCGAUGAUACUUGGGUCUUGUCUUAUCCAAGAUCGGGUAAGUACACUUUUGAACUUUAUUACGUUGCUGUCUCUUGGUACUAUUUGAACAAAGCAAUCAAAACGCAAGGAUACGUAGGCGAUUUCGAAACAUUUUGGCAUUUAUUUGAGAAUAAUCUCGUCCCUUGGAGUCCUUAUUGGGAGCAUUUAAAGGAAGCAUGGGCACAGAGAAACCAUCCAAACGUUUUAUUCAUGUUCUACGAAGAUAUGAAACAUGAUUUCCCAAAAGCAAUGAAACAGGUUGCCAAAUUCCUUGGUAAAUCUUAUACAGAGGAGCAAUUAAAAAAAUUAGCGGAAUAUUUGGAUAUUAAAAAUUUCCGAGACAACCCGAUGGUUAAUUCAACAGAAUUAAAAGAGUGUGGCGUGAUAGAGUCAGGGGUAUUUGUGAGGAAAGGUCAAAGCGGCGGAUGGAAAGAUAUGUUCUCCCCGGAACUUAACGCCAGAGCUAAUGAAUGGAUAAAAGAAAAUAUGAAAAAAACUGACAUUAGAUUCCCAUAUUUCGAUAUUUUUAACGACAGUAAUUGAAGUUGUAUACUACAAUUGUGAUUCAUUUAUUUCCGUUAUCUCUAACAAUGAGAAUUUAUAUAUUUUUCUACUAAUUCUAAUUUUCUUCUAA